UUCCCUCUCAUCUUUCACUCUGUUGGGAAACAAAAAAAAAAUCACAGCCUAGAUAUUUUCAAUUUAAUCCUCGGUUUGGAGAUUGAAAGAUGCCAUUCUUUGGCUGUCAACAUCAUCRAUGGACAAGAAAGACAAAAUUAGGUUUCUUAUCCCUUUGUUACCAAAACCCAGUUAGGCGUCUAAUUUCUGUGUCUCCUGAAAUCCAUGGCUCCUUCUACUCCGAGACUUGUUGUUCCAAUAGACUUGAAAAAGAAGGCAUGGGAUCAAAAAUUACCUCUUCACAACCGGUGGCACCCACUUAUACCCCCAGUUGCAGAGGUUCAAACCGAUGAGUUCUUCAGGGUUGAGAUGGUGGACUGGACUGGAGGUGUCAUUGGAGAUAAUGACUCAGCCAGUGAUGUACAGUCUAUUGACCUUUCAAUUACCCAUUACCUGAGUGGCCCAAUUAGAGUUGUGGACAAGGAUGGAGUUCCAGCCAAGCCAGGAGAUCUACUUGUAGUUGAAAUCUGCAACUUGGGUCCUCUUCCAGGAGAUGAAUGGGGUUAUACUGCAACAUUUGACAGAGAAAAUGGAGGUGGUUUUCUCACCGACCAUUUUCCUUGUGCCACCAAAGCUAUUUGGUAUUUUGAAGGAAUAUAUGCAUACUCUCCUCAAAUCCCAGGAGUUCGAUUUCCAGGUCUAACUCACCCUGGAGUGAUUGGAACUGCACCAUCGGCAGAGCUUCUGAGUAUUUGGAAUGAAAGGGAAAGGCACGUCCAAGAAAACGGGCUUCAGACUCUAAAGCUUUGUGAGGUCUUGCAUUCACGGCCAUUGGCAAACCUACCAUCACCGAAAGGUUGCGCUCUUGGAAAGAUCAGAGAGGGCACAGAAGAAUGGGAAAGAAUUGCCAAUGAGGCGGCAAGAACAAUCCCAGGGAGAGAAAAUGGUGGAAAUUGUGACAUCAAAAACCUCAGUAGAGGUUCAAAAAUAUACCUCCCAGUUUUCGUGGAAGGGGCAAACUUCAGUACGGGUGACAUGCACUUCUCGCAAGGAGAUGGUGAAGUCUCAUUCUGUGGAGCAAUUGAAAUGAGCGGUUUUCUAGAGCUCAAGUGUGAUAUCAUAAGUGGCGGAAUGAAAGAGUACCUCACACCAAUGGGGCCGACUCCUCUGCACGUAAACCCAAUAUUUGAGAUAGGUCCAGUUGAACCAAGAUUCUCAGAAUGGCUGGUUUUUGAAGGCAUCAGCGUGGAUGAAAGUGGGAGGCAGCAUUUUCUCGAUGCCACUGUAGCUUACAAGCGCGCUGUCCUCAACGCCAUCGACUAUCUUUCCAAAUUUGGUUACUCGAAGGAACAGGCUUAUCUGCUGCUGUCAUGCUGCCCCUGCGAAGGAAGAAUCUCCGGGAUUGUUGAUUCACCAAAUGCUGUGGCUACCUUGGCGAUCCCCACCGCCAUUUUUGAUCAGGAUAUUCGCCCAAAACCGAGUAAAGUUCCAGUUGGACCUCGACUACUURGAAGAUCAGACGUCCUGAAAUGCAGCUAUGAUGGGAAUUUGCCCACCACCAAGAACCCCAGCGCCACAACUUAAACAAGGCGAUCGGCAUCAAACGCUGACUUGUCAUUUUGAAGAGCAGCCUUCAGUCCCGAGGCCAAGUGAUCAUAGCUCAAGUCCUUAUCUGUAGCCGAAGGAAAGAAAUGUUACWGAAGCAAAAUAUAUCGAUAUAUGUCAACCAUAGAAUACACAGAAGAAAUUCAGGAGCAAUAGCCAAUGCAAUUAAGCAAGAAAAGGAGUAGCAUUUUCCUUUUCAGUCCAUCGUCCUCUACGACAGAUGUCAAAUUGCUCCAACUCUCGUGUUGCUUAAGAACUUCAAUUUUAUCGUUUAAAUUCGAAUUGAUUCUAGAAUACCUUUAAAAUCCUAAGACCAUCAAUAACAUUUAGAUCCUUUGUAGACGCUUUAGGGUGUAAUCUUAUUGAAUCUUUAAAGUUAAAACUGUUUUUCUUUACACAAACUUUGAAAGAUUAACGAGCUUUUCUGRUCUGUUUCCUAA
This is a messenger RNA of Momordica charantia (bitter melon), 2024 nucleotides long. Lineage: Eukaryota; Viridiplantae; Streptophyta; Magnoliopsida; Cucurbitales; Cucurbitaceae. The record is from RefSeq and is a predicted model, not a curated record.